Dromaius novaehollandiae (emu) is the source of this 5820-nucleotide messenger RNA. It is a transcript of the gene SULF1, whose product is annotated as sulfatase 1. Bases 858 to 4220 code for a protein of 1120 amino acids. NCBI's taxonomy places the organism in Eukaryota, Metazoa, Chordata, Aves, Casuariiformes, Dromaiidae. The record is from RefSeq and is a predicted model, not a curated record. Gene Ontology annotation, biological process: glomerular basement membrane development; negative regulation of fibroblast growth factor receptor signaling pathway; positive regulation of Wnt signaling pathway. Gene Ontology annotation, cellular component: Golgi apparatus; cell surface; plasma membrane. The transcript has 23 exons. Gene Ontology annotation, molecular function: glycosaminoglycan binding; calcium ion binding; N-acetylglucosamine-6-sulfatase activity.
UUCUCAAAAUCUCAGGUUACUUCGCUAAAGAGUUCUCAGCCCUAUAGUUUCUGCCCUCGUCUCUGCCUCCAGCUCCUUAAGAGCCACCCAGCCCCAGCGAUUGGAUUGGGCAGCCCGUCUUGACACACCACUGUGCUGAGUGCUUGAGGACGUGUUUCAACAGAUGGUUGGGGUUAGUGUGUGUCAUCACACUCGAGUGGGGAUUAGGGGAGAGAGGCAGCCUCGCUGGAGCUGUGUGGUCUUCCCCAAGUGCGAGCCGCAAGCGAAAGAAGAACUACCUAGCUUGGGGGGAGAAGAGGGCGGAAUCGUUCCCAGCAGCUCAGAGGGAAAAACAAACCCCCACAGUUUGUUCAGUAAAAAAGGACUGAACUGUGGAAGAGUGGAAAAACGAUGACAAUAUUUCUUUCCUGCAUAAGAAAAAGGUUUCGCCUAUAAUAAACUCACUAAGCAAGACAUACAGACUUCUGUCCAAUGCUAUGAAAAAUAACCAGGGCACGUUAACUGCAGGAAAUCUUCAAAGCACUUAUGUCUUAUACAUAAAUAUCAACAAAGAAAUAAAUUUUAAAAUAGCAAUAUACUUCACUAUAUAAAGAAAAUAAGAAGGAUCAUUUCACCCAUCAUUUAAGUGCAGACAUUUCAGGGACAUGGGACUUUAUCGGUGCUAGCAAACUAAACAAGACUUGAGUGAGGAGUGGAAUAAUUUGUGCUGUUAAAACCCCAGAGAAAAGGGCUCCUCCUACAGAUGUGCAGAGCACGUUGUAGUCGUCAUCCCAGCAAUUCUGUGCUGCGCCCAGGUCUUGAAAACUAGAGUUCAGGAACUUCUGGAUCAGUCUUUUCAUUGAAAUUUUGGAAAUACUAUGAAGUCUUCUUGCUUUGCACUCAUUUUGGCAGUGCUCAGUACUGAGCUGUUAACAAGUCACUGUUCCACUGUCAGAUCACCAAGGUUCAGAGGACGCGUGCAGCAGGAGAGAAAAAAUAUCAGACCAAAUAUUAUACUUGUACUCACAGAUGAUCAAGAUGUGGAGCUUGGGUCCUUGCAAGUGAUGAAUAAGACCAGACGGAUUAUGGAGAAUGGAGGGGCCUCUUUUAUCAAUGCAUUUGUAACCACCCCGAUGUGCUGUCCAUCGCGUUCCUCCAUGCUGACUGGGAAGUAUGUGCAUAAUCACAACGUAUACACCAACAACGAAAACUGCUCGUCUCCCUCGUGGCAGGCUACUCACGAACCACGUACCUUUGCCGUGUAUCUGAAUAACACUGGGUACAGAACAGCUUUUUUUGGGAAAUACCUCAAUGAAUACAAUGGCAGCUACAUCCCUCCUGGGUGGAGAGAGUGGGUUGGAUUAGUGAAGAACUCCCGCUUCUAUAAUUACACCAUUUCUCGCAAUGGUAACAAAGAGAAGCAUGGAUUUGAUUAUGCAAAGGACUACUUCACAGACCUAAUCACUAAUGAGAGCAUUAAUUACUUCAGAAUGUCUAAGAGGAUCUAUCCCCAUAGGCCCAUAAUGAUGGUAAUCAGCCACGCUGCUCCCCAUGGCCCGGAGGAUUCUGCACCGCAGUUUUCCGAGCUCUAUCCCAACGCUUCACAGCAUAUCACCCCCAGCUAUAACUACGCACCAAACAUGGAUAAGCACUGGAUCAUGCAGUACACUGGGCCCAUGCUGCCUAUCCACAUGGAGUUUACAAAUGUCUUGCAACGCAAAAGACUUCAGACCCUGAUGUCAGUUGAUGAUUCUAUGGAAAGAUUAUACCAAAUGCUUGUGGAGAUGGGAGAACUGGAGAAUACCUACGUUAUUUACACUGCUGACCAUGGUUACCAUAUUGGGCAGUUUGGACUGGUCAAGGGGAAGUCAAUGCCAUAUGACUUUGAUAUUCGAGUUCCUUUCUUUAUUCGUGGUCCAAGCGUAGAGCCGGGAUCAGUCGUGCCUCAGAUAGUUCUGAAUAUUGACCUUGCUCCAACAAUUCUGGAUAUUGCAGGACUUGACACGCCUCCAGAUAUGGAUGGCAAAUCUGUCCUAAAACUUCUGGACUUAGAGAGACCAGGAAACAGGUUUCGAACAAACAAGAAGACCAAAAUUUGGCGUGACACAUUUCUGGUGGAAAGAGGCAAAUUUCUACGCAAGAAGGAGGAACCCAACAAAAACACUCAGCAGUCUAAUCAACUACCAAAAUACGAGAGGGUAAAAGAAUUAUGCCAGCAAGCAAGAUACCAAACAGCCUGUGAACAACCAGGACAGAAGUGGCAGUGCACAGAGGAUGCUUCUGGCAAGCUUCGCAUUCACAAGUGUAAGGUAUCUAGCGACAUACUCACCAUCAGGAAAAGGACACGCAGCAUACACUCCCGGGGAUACAGCGGCAAAGACAAAGACUGCAGCUGUGGAGACACUGACUACCGAAGCAGCAGGACCCAAAGGAAAAAUCAAAGACAGUUCUUGAGAAACUCUAAUGCACAAAAAUACAAACCACGAUUUGUUCACACUCGCCAAACCCGGUCCUUGUCUGUGGAAUUUGAAGGUGAAAUAUAUGACAUAAAUCUGGAAGAGGAAGAACUGCAGGUGUUAAAGACCAAAAGUAUCACCAAGCGUCACAAUGCUGAAAAUGAGGAAGAAGCAGGGGAAACUGACGGUGCUCCUGGUGACUCAAUGAUAGCUGAUGACACUGAUGCUAUAGGUCAACCUAGCUCCGUCAGAGUGACACACAAAUGUUUUAUUCUUCCAAAUGACACUAUUCACUGUGAGAGGGAACUGUACCAAUCUGCCAGAGCCUGGAAGGACCACAAGGCUUACAUUGAUAAGGAGAUCGAAGCUCUGCAAGACAAAAUUAAGAAUUUGAGGGAAGUGAGAGGACACCUGAAAAGAAGAAAACCAGAUGAAUGUGACUGUAGUAAGCAGAGCUUUUACAACAAAGAGAAAGGGGUGAAGGCCCAAGAGAAAAUCAAGAGCCACCUCCAUCCGUUCAAAGAAGCAGCACAGGAAGUAGAUGGCAAACUGCAGCUGUUCAAAGAGAAUCGUAGGAGGAAGAAGGAACGGAAGGGGAAAAAGCGCCAGAAGAAAGGAGAUGAAUGUAGUCUUCCUGGACUGACAUGUUUUACCCAUGAUAACAACCACUGGCAAACAGCCCCAUUCUGGAACUUGGGCUCCUUUUGUGCUUGCACAAGCUCAAAUAACAACACUUACUGGUGUUUGCGAACAGUUAAUGACACCCACAAUUUUCUCUUUUGUGAGUUUGCGACCGGCUUCUUGGAGUAUUUUGAUAUGAACACUGAUCCUUACCAGCUGACAAAUACAGUACAUACAGUGGAAAGAGGCAUUUUGAAUCAAUUACACAUACAGCUAAUGGAACUGCGAAGUUGUCAAGGUUACAAGCAGUGCAAUCCAAGGCCUAAGGGACUUGAAACAGAGGACAGUUAUGGGAUGGAUGGGAAGGCUAACGUGCCAGAUUUCACUGGUGACAUCAACUGGCAAGGACUGGAAGACUUGUACAGUGUGAAUGAAAGUGUAUAUGAAUACAGAUACAACUAUAGACUUAGUCUGGCUGACUGGACUAAUUACUUGAAGGAUGUAGCUAGAAUGUUUGCACUGCUGAACAGUUAUUAUGAGCAAAACAAAACGGACAAGACCAACGCUGCUCAAAACAACGGGGAUGUGGACGAAUCAUCUACACCAUUUACCUUGGCGGGAAUGACUUCGGCUGAGGAGUCAAGUGGCCUGACUGCAGAAGAGUUGCUGCUUAUUCAGCCAAUAGACUUUGCAGCCCUAGCUUUGAGCACAGCGAUUUUACAUCAAGAGAGGAAACUUGAAUUAAACAAUGCUAUUCCUGAGAAAAGUAAUUUGAAUGACGCACACUGGAGAAAUCAUCAUACAGCUGAAAAAUGGAUGGAGGAUAAAGAAUCAGACCGUUUUGAUAUGGAUUUCAGUGGAAACGGUUUGGUAGAGUUGGAGUCCAGGCAUAGCUUCAUUCUACAACCCAUCAGCAUUCUUCAGAAAGACGCCCAUCAAAACAGCAAUGCUAUGGAAGAUAUAUUUGAAGAUCAGAUGUAUCUUCCUGUGAGAUCUGAUGAACCCACUGUUCAUCAAGCUGUCAAUGUAUCCAUCAGGAAUUCAUCUAUCGGUACCCAGGAAACAGGAACUAUUUUGAAAAAAAUGAAACAGAGUCUUGCAGGGGAAAUGUCACCAAUCCCAAAUGUAGAAGGCAGUGCCUCAUCUCCACUCUCCUUGGAUUAGAUCAAGUUGUAAACCAUUAAAUAAGUUCUCCUUAUCUUUUUAUUAGCAAACUAAUAAAAGUAAUCAUGACAACUGACAUUCCACGUUUAUUGUAGAUACAUUUUGCAGCUAAACUGAGCCCAAUUCAGCAUCUAUGUGUGUGUGUUUGUGUUGAUUGUAUUCACACACACAUGCUUUCACAGCAAGUCUCCAAACUGGGAAACAAGAUUUCCAGUUUUUAAUAUACAGAAACAGUGUUAACUUCCUAAUGCAGUAGCACAUUCUCUGCAAGCUAAAAAUUAUUUCCUUGAGGAUUUUCAGGUUACUUUUCCUGUUUCCAAAUGAUCCCACCAUGAAUGAACAUUUCAGUUCACCCAGUCUGUCUGCAUAAUGUAUUUUUGAUAAAUUAUUUUAACCACUGGAAUUUCUUAAUGUCAUGCUUUUGAGCAAAAUGAUGUUGCACUUUUAAAAUCUGUAUGCCAUACCAUUUAUGAAUCUAAUACUUCACAUGUUCUUAGUUUGCUCAUUGUCUAAUGUAAUUGUGAAACCAAUAAAUAGAUUGACAGGAAAGAGGUAAUCAGCAUGGAUUGUGGAAACAGAUUGUUUGAAUAAUAUUUUAGCAAAAAUAUUGCAUGUUUUGUUACUUUGAUUUAAUUAAAUUUAUUCUCAGAAAGGUAUGGCUAAUGAUUGUUAACUCUAGGAGGAUUUGUUUAAAUUGGAUUGUUUCCCUAUAUAUUGAUAUUGUCAGUAUUAAAAAUCCAUGAGUCUUUUUUUUUUUUAAUUGAUACUGGUAGAAAGGUCUACGUCAGUACAUAUAUGUUUUUGUCACUGCAUUUGAUUUUUUUUUUAGCCUGAAUGAUAUCUUGAAAGCAUUAUUAUCAUUUUGAGACUUAAAUUCUUUUUGUUUUGUUUUGUUUUGAACAGGCAUUAAAGGGAAUGGUAAAAUCAUAUUAGAUUUACAUUAUUCUAGAUAAAACAGGCACAUGAGGUCAAAAAUAGUAGUUUAGAAAAUUUUUGUUGUAUUGUUCAAAUUUCUUUCUUUAACUUUACCAAACAUUAAAUUUUAUAAAGUAUAAUACAAAAAUGACUUUGAAAAUCUGUACUAGUAGAAACUUAAUAUCUUCCCUUGCUUUUAUUUUUUUAAUUUGUAAGUAAUUAUCACAACAACAACAAAAGAGAAUUACUUCAAACAGAUGCAAUUCCAUCAUGUCCAAUUCACAGGAAUGUUUCCUAUCUAUUACAUGUUAUUUAGUGUAGGGAGUAUUUUUUGGCUAUUGCAAGCACUGCAGGUUAAACUUACAUUCAUCGCUUUUAAUUUGAACUUAUAAAAAGGAGAUUCUUUCAGUAGGAUUUUCAUAAUUUUAAGAAGUGGUCUUUUUGAUGGACUCUGUAAAUAUGUUAAAAUUAACUAGCUGUUUAUCUGAUGUAUGUGUCAUGGGCUGAUUGAUAGAACAAACGUAUUUAUGGUCAUGAAUGAUGCUAUUUGUACAUAGAUUUCAAGUUACUAGGAUACUGUGUUUUUAAAUCUUGUAUAAUAUUUCUGUGAUACUUUUAUAGAACAAUUCUGGCUUCAGGAAAGUCUAGAAGCAAUAUUUCUUGAAAUAAAAAGUGUUUUACUUUA